AACAUGUGUCAUGUGAGACACGCAUGCGCAGUGGUAGUCAUGUUCAGUUUCAUUAUGAGCAACCCGCUGGUAUUUUUCAUGGUUAUAGGGAUUGGCGUGCACGUGCUGCACGCCUUCCCACACACCCUUUUACAGCCAAGGAAACAUGAUGGAUUCAAAACAGAAGAGCAGUUCAGCGAGAGGUAUUUCCGUCAAACUGUGGACCACUUCAACUUCAACAGCAUGGGCAACGGAACCUUCAGUCAGCGAUACCUGAUCACAGAUAAGUAUUGGAUGGAAGGCUAUGGUCCUAUAUUCUUCUACACCGGCAAUGAGGGUGACAUCUGGGAGUUUGCAUCCAACGCGGGAUUCAUCGCAGAGUUGGCUGGCCAGCUCCGAGCCUUGGUGAUUUUUGCUGAACAUAGAUACUAUGGCAGGUCGCUGCCGUUCGGCACAGACUCGUUUGGCGUGCCGCAGAUCGGCCUGCUGACAGUGGAGCAGGCCCUCGCCGACUACGCCGUCAUGAUCAGGGAGCUGAAGCAGCAGCUGGGCGCUGCAGACUGUCCCGUCAUCGUGUUUGGUGGCAGUUAUGGUGGAAUGCUGUCGGUCUACAUGAGGCUCAAGUAUCCAAACCUUGUGGCUGGAGCUCUGGCUGCCAGCGCCCCUGUGCUGUCCACUGCGGGGCUUGGAGACUCCGCCCAGUUCUUUAGAGAUGUUACGGCUGAUUUUGAGAGCAUUGCCUGUGAAUGCACAGAUGCUGUGAGAGGAGCUUUCCAUCAGCUGAGAGAAUUAGCCCAACACCAAGAAUACAGUCGCAUCCAGACACAGUUCCACUUGUGCAAGCCUCCAUCAUCUGCUGAGGAUAUCCAUCAGUUGAACGGGAUGCUGAGGAAUGCUUUCACUAUGAUGGCCAUGUUGGAUUACCCCUACAGCACUCACUUCAUGGGGAACAUGCCCGCCAACCCGGUCAAGGUAGCCUGUGAGACCAUGCUGAGUGGUCCUGAUCUGCUCAGCAGCCUAAGGAACACUGCAGGGAUUGUUUACAACUCUACCGGGCUGCUGUCCUGUUUUGACCUGUACAGUCUGUUUGUGGAGUGUGCUGAUCCCACCGGCUGUGGACUAGGGCCAGACAGCCUGGCCUGGGACUAUCAGGCGUGCACAGAGAUUGAUCUGUGCUAUGAGAGCAACAAUGUGACAGACAUGUUCCCUCCCAUGGCCUUCACCCAGAGAGACCGCCAGCUUUACUGUGCCAAACGCUGGGCUGUAGUUCCCCGACCAGACUGGUUAAAAACUCAGUUCUGGGGAGACGCCCUGUCCACAGCCAGCAACAUCAUCUUCUCAAAUGGGGAUUUGGACCCAUGGGCAAACGGAGGGGUGCGCAAGUCCUUGAGCUCAUCAUUAAUAGCUGUCAACAUUUCUGGAGGAGCCCAUCAUCUGGAUCUGAGAGGUUCUAAUGAUGCUGACCCAGAGUCUGUAAUCAAUGCCAGGAAGACCGAAGCAGACCUCAUCGCACAGUGGGUGAAGAUGGAGCGGACCAGAUCACAGCGUUCACUUAAAAGCACCUAUUCCCCCAAAGUGUCCCGAUUGUCAAAGUCUGCAUCAUGGUCAAUUUGAACGACACAACGUACAGGAACAGAGGAGUUGCUUUUUUUCUUUUCUUGAUUGACUUAAUUCAGCACUACACAGUAUUGUUUUAUAGCUUCAGUUAUCUGGUACAACUGGAUCCUAAAUCAUAUGGAUCAAUGCUAUUACGUAUUUAACAUUUCAGAUGAGGUGUGACUAGUUAUGAGCACUACUGUAAAGUGUGUUGUAAUUCAAUAAAACUUCUACAGCUUUACAAAAGUAAAA
Messenger RNA from Gasterosteus aculeatus aculeatus (three-spined stickleback), 1827 nucleotides. RefSeq names its product dipeptidyl-peptidase 7 (gene dpp7). Lineage: Eukaryota; Metazoa; Chordata; Actinopteri; Perciformes; Gasterosteidae. The record is from RefSeq and is a predicted model, not a curated record. Gene Ontology annotation, biological process: proteolysis. Gene Ontology annotation, molecular function: dipeptidyl-peptidase activity; serine-type exopeptidase activity. Gene Ontology annotation, cellular component: vesicle.